AUGGCUCAAAACGAGACUCCCAGGGCUCCAUACAAUAAUUGGCCCAACGAUGCGGGUUUUGAGGCCACUGUCGAGCAGCGUGAGCCCAUCGAAUUACCGGUAACCGGAUCGAUCCCAUCACGUCUUGCAGGCACACUCUACCGAACCGGCCCAGGGACGUACAAGGUUGGGGGUAGCAAUUUUCAGCGAAGCCACUGGUUUGACGGGUUCACACAUCUGCAUCGAUUUCAGCUGGUAGCGCAGCCAACGGGAACCUGCAAGGUGCUCUAUAACUCGCGACGUCAGGUAGAUGCCCUAAUCGAAGAAGCGCGCAAGUCGGGGACUCUAGAGGGCAUCACUUUUGGUCAGAAAAGAGAUCCAUGUGAGAGCAUCUUCAAAAAGAUUAAAAGCCUCUUUCGCCCGUCCAUUGAUAUGAAAGACCCGAACCUCGUCAAUGCCGGAGUCACUGUGCAUGCCAACGCCCCUCUUCAUCCCAAAGAAUUCGAUCCGCCUGUAGGAUCCGCGCAACUGCACAGUCUGGUCUCUUUAACCGAUGCCAACAUACUGAAACACAUCGACCCUGAGACUUUGGAGCCACUGGGAGUCACCCGUCAGGACACCCUACACCCUGACCUCAAAGGUCCACUUUCAUGUUCCCACGCCGCGUUCGACGCUGCGUCACGGGAUGUGUAUAACUACAACCUCGAUAUGGGGAGGUACGCAACAUACCGAGUAUUUCGGACCUCUGCCACCAGCGGUAAGACCGAUAUACUCGCGACGGUUACGGGACCAGCUGUCAAGCCAGCGUAUCUGCAUUCUUUCUUCCUCAGCCACAAUUAUGUGAUCUUGUGUAUCUGGCCAUGCAUCUUUGCUGCCGCCGGGGCUAAGAUUCUCUGGGAGCGCAACAUGGUGGAUGCUCUGAACUUCAAUCCUGCAAUUCAAACGCGAUGGUAUGUUAUCGACCGGAGGCAUGAGAGGAGCGUCGUGGCUACUUUUUUGAGUCCAGCCUUUUUCAGCUUCCAUACGAUCAAUGCAUGGGAGACAAACAACAGCGACGAUGCAGCCGACAUCAUGUGCGAUAUCAUCGAAUAUCCCACAGAUGAGAUCAUUCGGGCGGCAUAUUACGAAAACAUGGUUUCCACAGGCCAGGGCGCCGGCCUGUAUGGCGGCUCACGACCCAGAUUGGUACGCUAUCGCUUAGCCAACGUCCCCAAAAUAGGCCGAUUCGAAACGUCGGCUGGUGACGCCGACCUCCCCAGGGCAGAGAUCAUGCUUAAAAUUGAAGCUGACAUCGGUGAUCUCCCCACCAUAAAUCCUAAAUUUUCCACCAAGAGGACACGGUAUGUCUACAAUGUCAUCAAUCAAGAUAAGUCCUCCUUCGCUGAUGCCGUCGCGAAAGUCGACCUUGAAACGCAAGAGAUUCGGCUCUGGGAGCGUGAAAGGCAUACCCCCGGAGAAGCAAUCUUCGUCCCCGAUGGAACUGACGAUGCUGAGGAUGCUGGAUAUCUCCUGAGUGUAGUUCUCAACGGUGAUACGGGCACAAGCUACCUCAUUUGCCUCGAUGCACGAAACAUGACGGAGAUUGGUCGUGCUGACUGUGCUUCAGCGGUUGGAUUUGGCUUUCAUGGAUCCCAUUAUCCUUCACAUACCUAAGUUAGGCAAUAGUUUACCUUUUGAAGACCGUGGUCUCUCAAUGACCUUUUGAGGUAAAAUUAUGCUGUAAUCUUCAAGCCUUUUCGCCAUAUUCCAUUGUUUGCUUAGUGAAAGGGGGCUACCUUUGUAUGCUUGCCUAUAAUAUAAUGGCCCUCAUCAACCCCCCAAGAUCCUUCUGGUUAAGCACCCCAGGCGGUUUUCAAUCUAUCGUUCUAUUAGUCAGAUAUUUCUACAGCAGCAUUAGACACUGCUAUCCGAUGCCCGAAUUCUCAUCUAGAUCAUAAGUGUGCGCUAAUAAGUAUCGAGGUCUCGACUGAACCAGGACCAUAACAGCCCGGCUCGGGUGAGGGGUCAUCGAUCCUAUUUUACCACCGAGGACACGGAGCAAAGUCUCAAAAAUCAAAGGUUCUUUUAUUUCAUUUCCCCAGAGAGUUAGGUAUAAAGUCGUGAAAAUAUGGACUGACAUCAUCACAUAUAAAUACUGGCAUAACAUUUGGACUAUCAUAUAUCAAGCAAUGGCAACAGCUUAGUGGUGGAAGAGGCGUGUUCCCUGCUCGACAAAAACAAUGCCAAGCUUCUCCGCAGUCUCGAAGACGG
Molecule: messenger RNA, 2229 nt
Organism: Aspergillus alliaceus
Lineage: Eukaryota; Fungi; Ascomycota; Eurotiomycetes; Eurotiales; Aspergillaceae
Product: carotenoid oxygenase family protein
Exons: 5
Coding region: 1-1632 (543 amino acids)
Biological process (GO): carotene catabolic process
Molecular function (GO): carotenoid dioxygenase activity
Source: RefSeq, a predicted model, not a curated record